UGCUUUAAAGAUGGCGGCAUGCGUGAGUGUUGGCUCAGAUGUUUUUAUUAGCCUCAAGUUUGAGAGUUGAAGAAUUGUAUUUAAAGGUAGAUGUUAAAAGUAAAGUCUGUAUAUCGCUUAGACUCGCGCGUUUCGUCGUUCGUAUGUCUGUGGAGAGAUAAAUGGGGAUGUGAUCGGUCAGUCCUUUUAAAGAGGUUGAGUUGGUGACCAGUUUGACAUGCUAAAACUGACAGCUGUAAUCAGCUAGCUGUCCCAUGUAAACGCAUGUUGUAUACCUAGGAAGGAUAUAACACACGAAACCUGCGCCAGAAGGACUUGGAUGGUGGUCAGUAGUCUGCACAUCCUGUUCUAGUCUAAGCAGCAGACAGACCCAAGUCCUAAAUAAUAAAGCUGCGAAACUCAUUCGAAUAAUCACCUGAAACUUUUCCCCCGUAUCGUUUUUCUAACACUUGUUUUCGGUAGUAGAAUGCUAUCCCGAGCUUUAAGGAAAUCACUCUCCUAUGGAAAUCCAUUAGUGGCUGUUUUCGCUGGGAGCUAUUGUAGUCGUCUGUGUUUUCAUCAGACAGCUCUGUGUAAAGUUGCUUCGCAAGCUGAAUCUGGCUUCAAACCUGCUAAAGUAGCGGUCGUGACAAAGACCACUCGCUAUGAAUUUGAGCAGCAGAGAUAUCGCUAUGCGGGACUGUCAGAGGAGGAUCUGAAACAGCUGCUUGCCUUGAAAGGAUCGAGUUACAGUGGGCUUCUGGAGAGACACAAAAUACAUACCCUCAAUGUUGGACAAAUUGUGGACAAUCUACAGAAAGAAGGGAUUGAGGUGCGCGUUGUUAAAAGAGGAGCGUAUAACGAGGACACCGUAAGAUGGGCAGAUGCCAUUAUCUCUGCUGGAGGUGAUGGCACCAUGCUGCUAGUUGCCAGUAAAGUGUUUGAUAAAAACAAGCCUGUAUUGGGGGUCAAUACAGACCCAGAAAGGUCAGAGGGUCACCUGUGUUUACCUGUGCGCUAUACACAUGCCUUUUCUGAGGCCUUGCGGAAACUCAGGAAGGGUGAGUUCAGAUGGCAGUGGCGUCAACGUGUCCGAAUGUUCUUGGAGGGCACAGGUAUUAACCCCAGUCCAGUGGACCUGCACGAGCUGCAGCUGAGCCUGGAGCAGCACAGCAAGGCCCACCGCAUCACUACAGAGACCCAGCAGAGUAUGACACACAACAGCCUCACAAGGCCACAUCUACUCCCUGUCCGUGGUCUCAAUGAGAUCUUCAUUGGAGAAUCCCUUUCCUCCAGGGUGAAGUAUAAAUCCUUCAAACCCCAUCUUACCCUCUCACUUCAUAGGGCUUCAUACUAUGAAAUCUCUAUUGAUGAUGGGCCGUGGGAGAAGCAGAAGAGCUCAGGACUCUGCAUUUGCACUGGAACUGGAUCUAAAGCCUGGUCCUACAAUAUUAAUAAGCUUGUGGAGCAGGCAGUGGAAGAUGUCCUUAGAAUAGGUAAAUCAAAAACUGGUUUGGAAAUUCCUCUAAAUCAAGAGUUCAUUAGGAGUGUGACAGAAGCAUACAACGAGUCUCUGAUCUUUGGCCCAGAGGAGGACAAAAUGUUCUUUAGUAUUAGGGAGCCCAUUGUCAACAGAGUAUAUUCCAGUAGCCAACAAAGAGGUUUUGCAAACAAGGUUUGUGUCCGCUCAAGGUGUUGGGAUGCCUGCAUGGUGGUGGAUGGUGGGACAUCCUUCGAGUUUAAUGAUGGUGCCAUUGCUACAAUCUGCUUAAAUGAGGAGGACCUGUUGCGAACUGUCAUCCUUGAUUAAAUCCUUUUGUUACUGUUGCUUAUUUAUUGAGACUUUGAGAUGGACAAUGCUAAAAUAAAUGGACAGUUAGGUAUUUCAAUUCUGACAUUUUUAAUGGGACAAUGGGGUUUGCAGAUUAAAUGUACUUUUUUGUACCUGUUGAGCUGGUAAAUCUGGAUUUCAAACUUCUCAAGUCUGUCCUUACAUGAACCUCUUGGUUGCAACCAUCAAACCGCCCCUCCACCCUCUUCAGGAGCUGACUUAAAGAGAAUUUUCAUUUUUGGGUGGAAUAUCCCUUUAUUUACACACCCACAUGCCAUCCCAGAUGUGUCUAACAUUCUUUCUUCUGCAGAACAUGGAAGAUUUUUUAGAAGCUCUUAAUGUGCAAUGUAAGUGAAUGGUGACUAGGCCUCUUAAGCUCCCAAAAGCAAUAUGACAGGUGUGAGUGAGAAACAGAUUAAUGUCCUUUUUUUUUAUCAUAAAUCUCCACUUUCAAAACGUCAAGGAAUAUGAAGGUGCAGUUAUAUAGUAAAAAAGGGACUUAAAUGUUUCUCACCCACACCUAUCAUAUCACUUCUGAAGACAUGGAUUUAAUCACUGGUGUCUUACAAAUUACUUUUAUGCUGCCAUUAUCUGCUUUUUUAAACCUUCAAAGUUCUGGCCACCAUUCACUUGUAUUGUAUGGAGCUACAGAGCAGAAAUAUUGGGAUGACACAAGGGUCAGUAAAUGAAGAGAGAAUUUUUAUUUUUUAAGACAAAGAUUUUCUGUGGUUAAACUACCAUGUAACUAUACUUGGUGUUUCAAUAAAAUGUGUCUA
Xyrauchen texanus (razorback sucker) is the source of this 2586-nucleotide messenger RNA. It is a transcript of the gene nadk2, whose product is annotated as NAD kinase 2, mitochondrial. NCBI's taxonomy places the organism in Eukaryota, Metazoa, Chordata, Actinopteri, Cypriniformes, Catostomidae. The record is from RefSeq and is a predicted model, not a curated record. The transcript has 12 exons. Gene Ontology annotation, molecular function: NAD+ kinase activity. Gene Ontology annotation, cellular component: mitochondrion. Bases 467 to 1789 code for a protein of 440 amino acids. Gene Ontology annotation, biological process: NAD+ metabolic process; NADP+ biosynthetic process.